AUGAGCAAGAAGUGUGCUCGUCAGGAAUGUGGAAAAACUGUUUAUCCUAUAGAAGAAUUAAAAUGUCUUGAUAAAACAUGGCAUAAACAAUGUUUUAAAUGUACAGUAUGUGGAAUGGCAUUAAAUAUGAAAAAUUAUAAAGGUUAUAAUAAAAUGCCAUAUUGUGAACCUCAUUAUCCAAAAACAAAAGCUACGAUUGUUGUUGACACACCGGAAAUGAAAAGACUUGCUGAUAAUACUAAACUUCAAUCAAAGGUUCAAUAUACAGCUGAUUUUGAAAAAAUGAAAGGAACUAAAAUUGAAAUAGUAGAUGAUCCUGAAUUACAAAGACAUUUAAAAAAUUCUCAAUUUGUUUCAAAAGUAGCAUAUCAAGGUGAACUUGAAAAGAAAAAAUUGAUGGAAGAAGUAAGACCACAAAAGGAGGUAGAUGAAAAAAGUGAUUCUGGUAUUUCUAAUGCAUCACAAUGUAUUUCAUCCACAAAUGAAGUAAAUCAAAUGCGUCCAGUUGGUAGUAUUGCAGAUUAUGAUCCCCUUAACGGAAAUUGGGGAUCAGCAAGCAAUAAUAAUAAUAAUAAUAAUAACAAUAAUAAUUAUAAAAAACAAAAUGGUGGAACAAUUAAAAAUUUGACUGAUGCCUUAAGACAAUCCUCAAUAACAACACCAACAAAAGUUUCUAAUCGUACUGAUUCUGGUGUAACAUCCCCAACAAAUACCGUCUCAACACCAAGAUUUAACUCAAAACAAACCGGUUUUACUGUUAAAGCUCUAUACGAUUACACGGCUGCAGAUAAUGAUGAAGUAAGUUUUCUUGAAAAUGAUAUCAUUGUCAAUUGUCAAAAAGUUGAUGAUGGGUGGAUGACAGGAACUGUACAAAGAACAUUACAAUGGGGAAUGCUUCCAGCUAAUUAUGUAGAAAUGGUUAAACCAGUCAAAAGAAAUAUUUAUAUUAAAUAA
This is a messenger RNA of Strongyloides ratti, 954 nucleotides long. Its product is annotated as LIM and SH3 domain protein 1. The transcript has 3 exons. Gene Ontology annotation, molecular function: actin filament binding. The record is from RefSeq and is a predicted model, not a curated record. Bases 1 to 954 code for a protein of 317 amino acids. Gene Ontology annotation, cellular component: focal adhesion. NCBI's taxonomy places the organism in Eukaryota, Metazoa, Nematoda, Chromadorea, Rhabditida, Strongyloididae.